AUGUCCCCUCCAACCCCCCAAAUCACCAUCAUCGAACUGACCCCAUAUGAACUGUCCACGAAACAACUCAACUCCUCGCACCUCCAGAAAUCCCUCGAAGCUCUCCACCACGACGGCAUCGUCGUCCUCGCCAACGCCAUUAACCCAACUCACCUGGACAAGCUCAACGCCCGUAUGGUCCCCGAGGCCACGCGCCUCUACGCCCGCAGCGAAACACAUCGAAACUUCGGCAACGACACAGGAAAUAUCCAACAAGAACCCGUCUGCGAGGCAGAAUACAUCUUCGAAGAUGUAAUCGCCAACCCAUUCGCAACAUCCGUGAUAGAAUGCAUGCUGGGUCCGGACCCUGCUCUACGUUUCUAUAGUGCGAAUACGGCGUUCAAGGCGACAGGACGGCAGCCGGUGCAUAUUGAUAUUGAUUUCGAGAUGCCCAAGGUGCCGUUUGCCUUUUGCGUGAAUGUCAAUCUUGUCGAGACGAGUGAGGAGAAUGGAGCGACCGAGGUGUGGUUGGGGACUCAUCUUGAAACUGACCGGGACGUGGUUGAUCGGGAGUCGGAGCAUGGCGGAGUCAAAGAGGACUUGCUUGAACAGAGGAGGAGGACUUGUCCGGGCAUUCAGCCUGGACUGCCCAAGGGGCGUUGGUUAUUCGGGAUCUCAGAUUGUGGCAUGCUGGGAUGCCGAAUAGGACGGAUGAACCGAGGGUGA
This is a messenger RNA of Penicillium maclennaniae, 705 nucleotides long. RefSeq lists its product as uncharacterized. The coding region runs from base 1 to 705 and encodes 234 amino acids. The transcript has a single exon. The record is from RefSeq and is a predicted model, not a curated record. Lineage: Eukaryota; Fungi; Ascomycota; Eurotiomycetes; Eurotiales; Aspergillaceae.